Humulus lupulus (European hop) is the source of this 1023-nucleotide messenger RNA. RefSeq lists its product as uncharacterized. The coding region runs from base 70 to 915 and encodes 281 amino acids. The transcript has a single exon. The record is from RefSeq and is a predicted model, not a curated record. Lineage: Eukaryota; Viridiplantae; Streptophyta; Magnoliopsida; Rosales; Cannabaceae.
AAACAAACCCUAACAAGUAACGAUUCAAAAAGCCGUCAUUUUCAAUUGCGGCGGGGUCAAAACAAUAACAUGUUGGAACAGAACGACGAUGAUGAUGAGGAAGACAUAAGCCCAUUCACCAUGCUUUUAUCAGAUUCAGGAGACGAAAAUGGCGAUCCGAAGAGAACUUAUUCUACUCCACAGACCAGUCCGGGAAAGCCUAAGUUGGAGCAGCACUACAUCAGCUCCAUUGACACCACCUUGGUCACCAGACAGCUCCCAUCUCAAGGCUUGUCCUUCCAGCUCUGGCCCGCAGCCACCACGCUCGUCACUCUCCUCGACGACCACCGCCGUCACCCUACCAAAAGCCCCCUCUCCCCAAUCCUAUCGCCCUCAUCCGACGGCCCGGAUCGCCGCCCUCUAACCAUCCUCGAGCUAGGCUCGGGAACCGGUCUAGUGGGAAUCACCGCGGCUGUGACGCUCGGCGCUAACGUCACGGUGACUGACCUCCCACACGUCAUCCCCAACCUUCAGUUCAACGUUGACGAAAACACCGCCGCGUUGACCGCGAACGGUGGGACCGUAACCGUUGCGCCGUUGAGUUGGGGAGAGACUGCUGACGUGGAGCUGAUUGGGCGGGAGUUUGACGUUAUUAUGGCAUCGGAUGUAGUGUAUCAUGAUCACCUGUUUGAACCUCUGCUCCAGACACUGUACUUGCUAUUGGGUGGCCGGGAAACGACGUCGUUCGUGAUGGCACACUUGAGGAGGUGGAAGAAGGAGUCCAGUUUCUUCAAGAAGGCGAAGAAGGCUUUCGAUGUGGAGAUUUUGUAUGAGGACACUCCGAGUAAGGGGUCCAGGCUUGGAGUUGUUGUUUAUCGUUUUACUGGGAAGAAAAAUCGGAAUUUGAAUGUCGUUUCAGCUAACAAGGCAUUAUGAUUUUGGUUUGAACUGACGAGGGAAAGAAAAUAUGACUCAUCUUUUACUUCCACUCUGUUUAAGCGGCUUAAGUUGCCCAAGUUCCUAUUAAAUACAGACAUUUUCUAA